GCCCAUCUUGAGUCUUGUCAAUACAAUAUGGUCGCCUGUAAGGAGUGCAGCGCUAUGGUAGCCCGGAAUCAUAUCAAGGAUCAUUUACAGUACGACUGCCCUCGCAGGACGGAGACAUGUGAAUACUGUGGUUCAGAGUUCACUGGGAGCAAGAUAGAUGCUCAUCUGGGUAAAUGUCAGCUAGAGGUGGUGUUCUGUGAAAACAAGUGUGGGGCUCAGCUGCAGAGGCGCUUCAUUAAUCAUCACAUGCUAAACGAAUGCGCAAAACGAUCUAUUCCAUGCAAAUACUGCCACAAGGAAUUCGUCUAUGAAACAUUGCAGAACCACCUCCACCAAUGUCCCCGUUACCCUGUGACCUGUCCUAACCGAUGCGAGCCUAGUAAGAUACCAAGAGAGGAGAUGGAGAAACAUCUCUUAGAGUCCUGUCCAUCGGCUCUAACCUGCUGUCCAUUCAAACAACAUGGCUGCAAACACAGGGGUCCCAGAAUGAGCUUAGAGAGGCACCUGGAUGAAAGCAUGAAGUCUCACCUAAACUUGGUGUGUAGCGUAGUCAGCAGCCAGCAGAAGACCAUAGAGCACCUCCAAGCACAGGUAGAUACCAUGUCCCUCAACACGGAUGGCCAACUCCUGUGGCGCAUCACCGACUACGCCGAUAAGUUCUCCAGAGCCAAGAGCGAGGAUGAGGUCGAGUUGGUCAGUCCUCCAUUCUUCACCGGCCGCUACGGCUACAAACUCCAAGUGUCCAUCUUCCCAAAUGGCAACGGCUCUGGCGAGGGGGAGCAUGUUUCAGUAUACAUCCGUGUGACCCACGGGGACUUUGACUCGUUGCUCCGAUGGCCGUUCACCUUCCCGAUCUCCUUCACGCUGCUGGACCAGAACGAGGACCCAAACAAACGCAUGCACAUCAAGGAAUCCUUCACGCCUGAUCCAACCUGGAAGAACUUCCAGAGACCCAGCAAGGAUGUCCAUGUCCUAGGGUACGGCUACCCGACCUUCGUCUCACACAACUUCCUGAAGACGAGGGACUAUGUAAAGGAUGAUGUCAUGUUUCUAAGAGUGCGCGUAGACUGCUCAAGCUCCAUCAAAAUCAAGAAUGACUCCCAAUCUUCGUAGCAUUGGUCACACCCCUGCUGUGAACUUGUAUGCAAAUAAUAAUCCUUCAUGCUUCCAGCCUUUAGUAGAGGUGGUCGAACACUAGCCAAAGUCUUCAGAUUUAUAGGUUCAAACAUGAAUGCAGUACUGAUAGCUACUCUCCAGUACUAGAUUGAAUAAUGCUGAUUUGUGAAUCUGAGGAUGUGCCCAGAUAUUCCAUUUCUCCAAUGAUUCAGAACAGCCAUUAUAAAGUUCAUUCGAGGUGCAAGAAUGACCCUUUUCUUUAUCAAGCAUCAAGACCCUGCCACUGCACCCAUCAUUCAUUACAGAAUAUGUGUACACAAUUGGUUUGUACUUUUGUGACGAAAUGACCCUCACACGCUUUUUCGACUUGAUAAUGUAUCGCUACAUUGUCUAAACUAAAGCACUUUUUAUGUUUUCUUAACUCUUUAUCAAAAAUAAUUGUGCACUGAAUGUACAAGGUCAUAUGAAUUCAGCUUAUAGGGGUAUACAUCCACACUUUGGAUAUUCUAAUCAAGUUAAAAUAAUAACAAUUUUACUCUGCAUUUGCUAAUGUAAUGGUACAUUAUCAGAAGAGAUCACCCUAACUUUUAAAGGAUGUCAAAUAAGUGUAAUAUUUGUGAAGAGUUGGUCAACUGUCGGCUAAUACAAGGCCUUGUGGUUACAAUGAUGAGUGAAAAUAAAAUGCAUUUUAUACAACUUUUUCACUUUAAAGACUGUAUGGUGAAAUAUCUGACAAAUCUUUUUCUUGUAAGUUAGCCAUAUGAAUUUUUAGU
This is a messenger RNA of Lytechinus pictus (painted urchin), 1889 nucleotides long. Its product is annotated as TNF receptor-associated factor 4-like. Bases 28 to 1113 code for a protein of 361 amino acids. NCBI's taxonomy places the organism in Eukaryota, Metazoa, Echinodermata, Echinoidea, Temnopleuroida, Toxopneustidae. The record is from RefSeq and is a predicted model, not a curated record. Gene Ontology annotation, molecular function: zinc ion binding; protein binding. The transcript is spliced from 4 exons. Gene Ontology annotation, biological process: signal transduction; regulation of apoptotic process.